AUGACUUAUCAACUGAGUGCUUCCUACUGUGCUAGAUACAACAAGUCCAAGCCACCAUUAUCUUACUUUCCUGGGCAAGAGUUUUGCAUCCACCCUCAUACUCCACCUGCUCCCGCAAACAGGUUGAGGUCGUCUUAUCUUAUGAGGGGCAUCGGGAAAGGGAAAGUACGCAUCCUGUUUGUUGGACCUGUCAGAAUAGGAGACCAACACAGUGCUCAACUUGUUACCGUCUACAUGGUCGAUAAGACUCCAGAUAUAUUAGACUCGAUACCAACUGAUAAGUAUCUAGUCGCUAAGCUCUGCGAUCCCCUUUACUUUGACCAUGAGCAAGAUGAUGUGGAUCCUUUUCGCUAUACGGACCUAGCAUACUCUCAUGAAACCGCAGCCUACCGACUGCUUUAUCCACUUGAAGGAACUGUCAUUCCAAAAUAUUAUGGGUCCUUUACACUUGAACUGCCAAUUCUGAAUAAAAAAACUUCGCGAUCUAUCCGGUUAAUCCUUAUCGAAAAAGUACCCGGGAUCUCAAUGCAACGUCUCAAUCCAACCAACCAUACGCGGUCAGAGCGUCAAAAUAUUUUGAAGGCAAUUGUCGAUGCAGAAUCUAUGCUGUAUGCUCAUGAUAUAUUACAUAGAGAUAUACACCCGAGGAAUGUUCUUGUGCUGGAUAGCGCUCAUCGGUGUGUGGUACUCAUUGACUUUGGAUAUUGCGGGAUUGGUCGAACUCCUUCAAACAGCCCUGCCGAGUGGAAAGCCAAAUACCUUCUUGGUGUUCCCAUAUCCCCCAUUGCUGCGCUGGGAUCAGGCCACUCUCCCUGCCCACCUACCCAUGAAACGGACGGAAUUCGAGCUGCCACCGGCACAGAUCCAUCUCCUGGUGAAGCUUCUGAUUUGGCCCACCUCGGAUGCUCUGGGAAGACGAGUGGCGGCGACGCAAUGAGGGGGUGGAGGCGGAGAGACGACUUCCUCGAAGGUGGGUCCCCUGCGAGGACGACCGAAGCGAACGAUGCUGCCUGA
Paracoccidioides brasiliensis Pb18 is the source of this 1014-nucleotide messenger RNA. RefSeq lists its product as uncharacterized. The transcript is spliced from 3 exons. The record is from RefSeq and is a predicted model, not a curated record. Gene Ontology annotation, biological process: protein phosphorylation. The coding region runs from base 1 to 1014 and encodes 337 amino acids. Gene Ontology annotation, molecular function: protein kinase activity; ATP binding.